UAGAAUGAGGUAAGAAUGCAUCUAGUCAGAGUUGUCCAGGCAGGGGUAUUAGCCACAUCGUAGUCUCCAUGCCUACACUACACUUUUAAAAAGGGAUUAAUUCACCCAAGCAUCACAGACUGGCUGGUGCACGGAUCUCCACGCUGCGCUUAUCUAGCUACUGGGAGAGCGAAACUUCAGUGAACUGUUUUAUGUUGAAAGGAAACGUUUAUUGAGAUGCCAUUGGGAAAACAUGCACCCUUUUUAAAUUGAAAUUAGAGAUGAGACAUUUGCAUCUGUUAUACUUUUUAGUCACAACUUUGACAAGUUCCUGAAUGGAGAAUAAGGCCAUGUACCUGAGUACAUACGAAGAGAGGGAGAACGGAUCCUUCUAUGAGGAGGCCUACGACGGCAGAAACCUAUCAAAGCUCAACCUGUGUGAAGACGCUGUUUCUGCCAAGAGGAGAAGAAAGCCAGACAAUUGCUGCAGCCACCUGAACUCCCUGUCUGCCAUCAAGUAUGCCAUCGUGUCUCUAUACAUCUUGGUACUCCUGAGCAUCUUUGGCCUCUGUUUAGCAGUGUCCAGGUCCCAGAUGUCCUCAGAGAAGCAGGAGGCACUGAUGGAGAACAUGACCCGUAUGGGGGACCGCUCUCGGGAGCUCCAGCAGUCCCUGGGUGACAUCUCCUCUCAGGCAGACCUCCUGGAGAACAUCUGGAAGCUGGAGAGCCUGUUCCAGAAUCACAGUGAGUCCUUAAAGCAGCUGGGCCGGGCAGUGAGCGGCCUGGAGAGGGAUAUCAGGGAUCUGCAAGGCCACUGCCAGUCGACAGACAACACCAUGGAGCAGCUGGGGGACCGUGUAUCCGUCCUGAACCGCUCCACCCAGAGGAACGUGAGUGGGCUCAGCAACCAGCUGGCCCAUGCCUCGGUCUCGCUGCACAACCACGACCUCCUGCUGAGGAGCACAGCAGACCAGGUGAACCAGCUCAAGGAUAGGCUGGAAGAGGUUGGCUGGACAAUCGGCUCAGUCAACCACACGUUCACCAGCGACAUCAGCGUCCAUCACCUAAAGAUCCAGGACCUGCAGGUGCAGAUCAGCAAUGCAAGCCAGGAUGCACGGUACAUGAGGGAGACACAAGUGCACAUGGAAGAGACACUGAAGAAUGAGGUAGAGAUCCUCAGCACCAUCACAGAGGACCUGAGGCUCAAGGACUGGGAGCACUCCAAUAUCCUCAAGAACAUCACCUCCCUAGAAGGGCCUCCAGGACCAAAAGGUGAGAAGGGCGAUGUUGGGCCACUUGGGGCCUCUGGUGUGGCAGGCCUCAUAGGGAUGAGAGGUUUUACAGGAGAAAAGGGCAUCCAGGGUCCAAGGGGACUAAAGGGCCCAAGCGGCCCUGACGGCCUACAGGGGGAGAAAGGGGAUAUGGGACCCGAAGGGCCCAAAGGUGACAGAGGAGACAGAGGACUGAAAGGCGAGAAGGGAGACCGAGGUGACCGUGGUGAAAAAACAGUGGACGAGACACUGGUGAGACUGGUGAAUGGAUCAGGCCCUCACGAGGGGAGAGUGGAGGUGUUCCAUGAGAGGCGUUGGGGAACGGUGUGUGACGACGUCUGGGACAAGAAGGACGGUGACGUGGUCUGCAGGAUGCUUGGCUACACAGGGGCCUUCGAGAUCCAUAAAACAGGCCGGUUUGGACAAGGUACUGGGCUCAUCUGGAUGGAUGAUGUGGCCUGUGUUGGGAAUGAGGACACCAUCCACCAGUGCAAGUUCUCAGGCUGGGGCAAGACUAACUGUGGGCACGUGGAGGAUGCGGGGGUGACAUGCAACACCUAACACCCACCAUUUUAACUCCCUCUGAGUUCAGUUCUAAACUGCAGAGUUAAAUUGCAGAUGACAGGCAGCGUGAGGUAGAGCAGAGGGGCUGCGUUCUGACGCCCUACACCUACUCACUGCUGUGGGCAACUGAUUUGACUUCAGACCCCUUUAGGGCCUCAUGGCCGACUUUGUCCAAGUAAAGUAGGUUUAACAAUAGCUGAACUAGAUUCAGUGCCUAUAAAGGACCAACUUAAAAAAUGGUCAGUCACAAAUGUUUGUCCAAUUGUUGACAGAUGACGCAAUUACAAAGAAAAGAAAGGGAACUAAUGCCAUUUGAAAUAGAUAUAUGGCUUGGCCCCAGUACGAUUGAUUGGUUUGUCUGUCGAUUUCAACAUUUCUGUCUGUGGAAGCAAGCAUUGUUUUUUUUAUCAUCAUGACUUAGAGUCUCUCUCUCUCUCUUUUUCAUUCUUCUCCCUUCAACUGACUAAUUUUGAUUAUGUUAGAGUGCAGCCAAAAAUGCCUCUUUCUUCAUCGACAAUUGCAGGGGCGGUUUGGAGACUAACGGUUGGUUUAUGUAUGGAAACCAGGACUAAAGUAAGACAAAUUACAGCCCUAGAUGGCUUUUUAUAUUUUGGGAACAUUUUUAUGAAAUGGUAAAACAUGCACAACGACUUGAGGUUUAUCACAGGAAAGGAAACAGGGAAAUAUAGAUUAUUGUGUGAAAUAAGCGAAACCAACCGCUGACGUAAUACACUUUCAAAUGUAAAUCAAGUGUUGCCAUGAGCAUGAUAUAUUUUAUCAUACAUUUCUGUAGAUGAGCCUAGACAAAUAUUGCUUUGGGAUAAGCAAAGAUAUGUGCUGAGGUCCUGAGGACUAGGUUUGAUAUACUCAGACACAAAUCUGGACUAUCUCUCAGUUUUUCAUUUGAAGCGUUGAAGCAGCUCCCCUUUAGACAUGGUCCUCACUUUUAUCCACUGAGGUUCAUAUUCAGACAAGUGCUAUUGAGGUAUUAUAGAGUGCUAUAGAGCAGUGGAGGUUGGUGGGAGGAGCUAUAGGAGGACGGGAAUGGUUGGAAUGGAAUAAAUGGAGCGGUAUCGAAGACGUCAAACAUAUGGAAACCACAUUUUUGACUCCAUUCCUUUAUGCCAUUCCAGCCAUUACAAUGAUCCCAUAGCUCCUCCCACCAGCCUCCAGUGCUAUAGAGUUUUCUGGUUCGAAUACCUGAGCCGACAAGGUCAAAAAUCUGUAGAUGUUCCCUUGAGCAAGGCACUUGACCCUAAUUUGCUCCAGGGGAGCCGUACUACUAUUGGGGAUCCUGUAAAACAACACAUUUCACUGCACCUAUCUGGUGUAUGUGACAACUGUCAAAGAUAACACCUUACCCUCUUUGUAUAUUUUCAUUCAGAUUGAUAAUUCUUCCCUCUUGGGAAAGAAACUAUAAAAAAUAUUUUCUAUUGGAUUUCUUCAGAAUUAUUUUCAUAGAAAGAAAUUAUUCUGGUUUUGUAGAAAUACAUAUUCCUGCAGUAUGUGAUCAUUACUAUUAUAAUCCACUCUCAAAUAUUCAACUAGGGUGCAGUUAGUCUGUGGACAUAGAGGUAAUUGUUGCAUGGAUCUUCAACUGUUCUGUAAAUUCAUCAGUCAUGCAAUGCCUUUUCAAGUACAAGGGAGCAGCCUGCACACAAUUUUGAUUUGUAUAACAGGGACCACAAACCCAAGUUCCACUUUAGGAACAUACUAUCAAAUACUAGGAUGCUAUAAUUGCCACAGUAUGUGAAGUCGAGAUUGGUUGAUUUAUUAUACCAUGGUACCCCUGUAACUCUAACCAACACUUUUAUUGGACAAGAUUUAAUAAGGACAUUUGAGGAGUGUAAAUAUCUGUUUAGCGAUUGUGCUGGUCAUAACACCCGGCCCACAUGAAAAAAUACUACAGUUUACUAUAGAAUACUACAGCACUUACUAUAAAAUUCUGCAGUAAACUGUAAUACUGUAAAAUACUAUACUACACACUGUAGCAUCCCUCGAUCAUGUGUGGUAGUACUUACUAGAGAACAUUGGAAUAUACCGUAGAAUACUAUAGUAAAUACUACAGUAUUAUCCGCAAAGAAAACACUGUAGUAAUUACAACAGUAAUGUCCGCAAAAACACUACAGUCGGCAAAAACUACACUUUUUAGAACUAUAUUAAAUACUACAAUAUUUAAUUAGCAUAUACCCUGCCAAUUCCCCUCGGUUGUCACUCGUUACCACAGCCGCAUAGUAUUUUAAGCCCCGCCUAUUUCUACAAUUUAUCUUCUUAAAAUGUGAUUUUAAACCUAACCGUAACUUUAACCCUAACCUUAAACACACUGCAAACCUUAUACCUACCAUACAUUUAGAUGAAGAAUACAUUUUUUCCCCAUACAUUUUUUUAAUGUUAUAGCCAAUUUAGACUUUGUGGGUAUGGUAACUAGUGGAGAACAUUCCUCUCCCCCAUAUUCCAAUUUGUCCACCCAUAAGUUAGCAACCUACAUGCCAAGUAUAGACCAUAUAUUGUGUUUCCCACAGAUUAUAGAAAAGAGCAGAAGUGCUGAAUUCUGUUUAGACCCCAGUCUCAACUACAUACAGAUAAUUGAAAACGUGAUCUUUUUAGUACUUGUCCAGUAGAUUUCCUCAAGGACAAAGCCUCCACUUAUGUCAAAUAUAAUAAAACAAAAACACUAUAGUAAGUACUACAGUAAUAUCUUAAACACUACAUUAAAAACUGUAGUAUAUACACUAGUUUUAUUUUACUACAAUAAUUAUACCAUAGUUGACUGUAAAUAUACAGUAUACCACAGUAAAUACUACAGUGAAUAUUACAGUAAAGUCUGCAAAACACUACAGUGAAUACUAUAGUAUUUAUACCAUAGUAUAGUAUUUUUUCAUGUAAUUUGAAAUGUUUAAAUACAGUGAAUAUGUGACAAUAUGUCAUGUGUUCAUUAGAUAAUACUUUGAAACUUGAUAUUUCUUGCUAUUAAAAAAAGAUAAUGUACUGUUGAAAGAAUAAAAUGGUAUUCAUUU
Messenger RNA from Oncorhynchus masou masou (cherry salmon), 4831 nucleotides. RefSeq names its product scavenger receptor class A member 5-like. The record is from RefSeq and is a predicted model, not a curated record. Gene Ontology annotation, biological process: iron ion transmembrane transport. Lineage: Eukaryota; Metazoa; Chordata; Actinopteri; Salmoniformes; Salmonidae. Gene Ontology annotation, molecular function: ferritin receptor activity. Bases 315 to 1811 code for a protein of 498 amino acids. The transcript is spliced from 9 exons. Gene Ontology annotation, cellular component: plasma membrane; dendrite; terminal bouton.